Diplodia corticola is the source of this 1299-nucleotide messenger RNA. RefSeq names its product alpha beta-hydrolase. The coding region runs from base 1 to 1299 and encodes 432 amino acids. Gene Ontology annotation, molecular function: hydrolase activity. Lineage: Eukaryota; Fungi; Ascomycota; Dothideomycetes; Botryosphaeriales; Botryosphaeriaceae. The transcript has a single exon. The record is from RefSeq and is a predicted model, not a curated record.
AUGGCCAAAUCCGAACCACCGACAUCGCGCGCACCGCGCCCACGAUGGGCGCUCCACGUCCAGGCCCAAUUCUGGCGGGUGCUCAUGGGAAUUGGCAUGAUGCUGCACCGCAUGGCAUCGCCGCGCCCGCCCAAGCCGUCCUUCACCCGCACCGUACCCACCACCGUGUCGCCGAUCAAGGGCGAGUUCAAGCUCCAAUUCUACGUGCCCGAGGACUACAGCCUGCAGAAGCGAAUGAGGGAGAAGCGGUUCCCGGUCGUGGUCAACUUCCACGGCGGCGGCUUCACGCUGGGGCAGGCGACGGACGACGCCCGGUGGUGCGCGACGGUGGUGCGAGAGGUGGGCGCCGUCGUCGUCAGCGUCGACUACCGCCGCGCGCCCGAGUACGCCUUCCCGACGGCGGUCGAGGACGGCGUCGACGCCAUCCUCUACCUGGCCGAGCACGCCGAGUCGCUGCUCAUCGACAUCGAGCGCGUCGCCGUCUCCGGGUUCAGCAGCGGCGGCAACAUGAGCCUGACGGUGCCGCUCCGCCUCCAGGGCGAGGUCGUGCCCGAGCCCGCCGACGCCGAGACGCCCUUCGGCAUGAGCCCGGCCCCCGGCUCGACGGACAACAUCCCGCAGAAGGCGCUGAGCCGCGGCCGCACGCUCGUCAACGUCCGCCGCGAGCUGCGCCUCAAGGCCAUCGUCGCGUGGUACCCGUCGACCGACUACACGGUCACGCGCGAGCAGCGCCGCAUGACGUGCGUCCGCAAGGACCAGGAGCUCCCCGCCGUCUUCACCCAGCUCUUCGACGAGAGCUACCUCUCGCCCCCCACCAUGGACAUGUCCAACCCUUACCUCUCGCCCGGCCGCGCCCCGGACGCCAUGAUGGCCGGCCUGCCCGAGGACGUCAUCCUCUUCACCUGCGAGUGGGACAUGCUGCUCGCCGAGGGCGAGCGCCUGCGCGACCGCCUCAGGGAGCUCGGCAAGAACGUCGUCUACACCAUGGUGCCCGGCGUGCCGCACGGCUGGGACAAGGCGCCCAACCCGCUGCGCCCGACCCCCGGCGUCCAGGCGCACUACCUGUCGGCGUGCAAGGAGCUGAGGCGGGUCUUCCACGAGGAGCUGCCCGAGGGCGCCAUCGAGAGGGAUUUGGAGGAGGACGAGGACGACGAGGUCGAGGUCGCCAGCGGUAGCGGUAGCGGCCCUAGCAGGUUGUCGCACACUUUUGGCAGGUCGUCGCAUACUUUCGGCAGGACGUCGAUGAGCCAUACGUCGAAUAGCCAUAGCCGCAGCAGGAGGAGAAGCGUCGUGAACUAA